CUGAAUUACUCUUACGUUACAUCGAACAAAUCUUUAACUUCUUGAUGAUGACUUGGAAUGAUAUUGAUAGAUCAGAGAUUAUUGUCCGUAGCAUGAUUGGUUUAAUUGGUGAUCUAGCUGAAGCUUUCCAAAAUGGCCAAAUCAAACAAUGGUUCGUGGCCGAUUUUGUUCAUGCUGCAUUGAAGGAAGGUCGAACUAAUCGCAAUUUGCCUAAUGGUACAAAAGAAGUUACUCGAUGGGCUAAGGAGAUGGUUAAGCGCGCAAGUCAAUAA
Funneliformis mosseae is the source of this 272-nucleotide messenger RNA. The record is from the annotation of a GenBank genome assembly. NCBI's taxonomy places the organism in Eukaryota, Fungi, Glomeromycota, Glomeromycetes, Glomerales, Glomeraceae.